This is a messenger RNA of Erigeron canadensis, 1849 nucleotides long. RefSeq names its product probable protein phosphatase 2C 15. The transcript has 9 exons. Bases 256 to 1551 code for a protein of 431 amino acids. Gene Ontology annotation, molecular function: protein serine/threonine phosphatase activity. The record is from RefSeq and is a predicted model, not a curated record. Gene Ontology annotation, biological process: protein dephosphorylation. NCBI's taxonomy places the organism in Eukaryota, Viridiplantae, Streptophyta, Magnoliopsida, Asterales, Asteraceae.
CUGGCAUUAAUGAUUUCAUAGUUCUUGUUCUUGUUAUUUCUUGUAGGACAGAUGUGGGAUCUUCAACUUUGAAUUUAUAAUCAUAAUUCUAUAUGGAUUGAACCUUCAAAAGCCCAAUAUUUAAACUGCCCUGGUGUUUUAGAGUACAUUUUAGGGGAUUAAUUUGAUUUCCAAGUUAUGGGUCAAAAUUAAAAUCUGGGUAUAUAAAUUUGCGGGAAAAGGUUUUUGUUUUUUAGCUAAGAAAGUUGUGUGGAUAUGGGAUCAAGAGUAGAGAGACAUCAGCAUCAGCAGCAUGAUCUUGUGCCAUUAGCUGCAUUGAUUAGUAGAGAGAUGAGAAAUGAGAAGAUGGAAAAACCAACUGUUCGGUAUGGAUAUGCAGCUCAAUCGAGAAAAGGCGAAGAUUUUUUCAUGAUGAAAACAGAUUGCCAGAGAGUUUCUGGUCAGCAAUCUUCAAACUUUUCUGUUUUUGGGAUAUUUGAUGGUCACAAUGGGAAUGCUGCAGCAGUUUAUUCAAGGGAUAAUCUAUUAAACCAUAUUUUGAGUGCAAUUCCUCGUGGUCUUGGACGUGACGAGUGGCUUCAAGCAUUACCAAGGGCAUUAGUUGCAGGUUUUGUUAAGACGGACAAGGAGUUCCAGAGCAAAGGUCAAACUUCUGGAACAACGGCUACAUUUGUAAUUGUUGAUAGAUGGACGGUGACGGUUGCAUCGGUUGGAGAUUCUCGUUGUAUUCUUGAUACACAAGGUGGUGAUGUGUCUGUAUUGACGGUUGAUCAUAGGCUUGAAGAGAACCAAGAGGAAAGAGAACGGGUAACGGCUAGUGGAGGGGAAGUUGGGCGGCUCAGUAUCAUGGGUGGUGCUGAGAUUGGUCCACUUCGUUGUUGGCCAGGAGGGUUAUGUCUUUCUAGAUCAAUCGGGGACAUGGAUGUUGGAGAGUUUAUAGUUCCCAUUCCAUAUGUAAAGCAAGUGAAGUUAUCAGAUGCUGGUGGAAGGCUUAUAAUCGCAUCUGAUGGCAUUUGGGAUGCCGUGUCAUCCGAGAUGGCUGCAAAAUCUUGUCGUGGCUUGCCUGCUGAACUUGCUGCUAGGCAAGUAGUUAAGGAAGCAUUGCGAACAAGGGGAUUGAGGGAUGAUACAACCUGCAUAGUUGUGGACAUAAUUCCUCCAGAUACUGCAAUGUCACCACCAUCACCACCACCUAAAAAGCAAAGCAAGCUUAGAUCUUUCUUUUUCAGAAUAAAAUCUCUUGCUUCCGAUAGUAAACUGUCAAAAAAACUAUCUGCUGUUGGCGUCGUUGAGGAACUUUUUGAAGAAGGUUCAGCCAUGCUUGCAGAAAGAUUGGGGAAUGACGAGACCAUUGGUUCACAGACAUCUGGUCUUUUCAUGUGUGCUGUUUGUCAAGUUGACCUAGCAGCAAGUGAAGGCAUAUCAGUUCAUGCUGGUUCCAUCUUUUCUACAAGCUCAAAACCUUGGCAAGGUCCUUUUCUGUGUGCUGGUUGUCGUAACAAGAAAGAUGCCAUGGAGGGAAAACGGCCCAGUGGAGUCAAAGUCGCUUAACACCCAUAAUUUUCCCCCAAUUAACCCUCAACUGACCCCUUAUUCAUUGAGCUAAAGAUUUCAUUUGAAUGUAGAGGAGGUUUGACUAGGUUAUGUAUAUGUGGUAAGUGCGAAAUAAGGUUGUAAUGAGGUGUAGCAUAUGAUAGGAUGAGAAUGUAGGCUCUGAGAUCGCUUAUUAUUUCAAUUCUUAUAGUUAAGAAUAAAUAAGUUAGGGCUAAUACCCCUACUAAUUCCAUGGUCUUUUAAUGUACUGUUGUUUUCAGUUAAUGUUAAAUAUUAUGUACAGUAGUUUGUAUAA